CUUGGACCACCAAUGCACAACCUCGUGAACAUCCCACUGCUGGUCUGUCUUAACAUGGCCUGUCCUGAUUUGCGGGUCGGGAGAACCGAAGUCCUUGGACCUUUCCCGACAGCGGAUAACAAUGUCGAUGCCAACUUAACUUCAGAGGGUGGGGAGUAUGAGAAGCCCGAAGGUAAAUGCAUCAUUGUUAAUGGGCUAGUGGUUGGCUGUACAUGCCACACUUCCAACAUGCUGGUCUACGGUAACAUUAACGCGAUCUAUGCAGCGGUCUGUGGUGACAAUUGUGGGGGAAGCAACGACUGUCCGAAGCCUCCUACCGGAUGGGCACAAUGCCAACCUUUCAGCGUAUGCACUAUCGGAUGCAGCAAUAAUGAGGACUGUCCUGGGUUUUGUCUAGAUAGCGGGAAGCAAGGGAAGUAUUGCUCUUUCCGCACUUGAUCAACACACAAUCAUGGGUGUUCACUCGUGAGCGGUAUUCUUGACCCAGGGCUGAUGGCCCUACUCUUCUUGUAUUCUUGACCCAGGGCCGAUGGCCCUACUCUUGUUGUAUGCUCUGUUCAGGCAGUAGUUGAGCAUUAUGUGUCUGUAGCUAAUCUCUUUAGUGUAAGUAACUGGGAAUGGUUAUCCUUGCACUCUUGAAGUUAUUUGUGCCCUCUGGCCAUUAUGUGUCUGUAGCUAAUCUCUUUAGUGUAAGUAACUGGGAAUGGUUAUCCUUGCACUCUUGAAGUUAUUUGUGCCCUCUAGCCAUUAUCUAUCCCUUACAGAGUUGCACGCAUAUGAAGAGGCUUUUCUGGGC
Perkinsus marinus ATCC 50983 is the source of this 796-nucleotide messenger RNA. RefSeq lists its product as hypothetical. The record is from RefSeq and is a predicted model, not a curated record. NCBI's taxonomy places the organism in Eukaryota, Perkinsozoa, Perkinsida, Perkinsidae. The annotation marks the transcript as partial. The transcript is spliced from 5 exons.